AUGCCCAAGGCUAAAGUUCAUGAAACCUCAGUUUGGAAUAGUGAUGAGCAACAACCAGCAUGGCCUGCCCAGGGAGAGGGUGGCAGGAAAGACCUAUCAUCUCUGCCGGUUCCAGGCCAGGAGUUUCCCCGGGUUUCGCAUUUAGGCAUCUUUCACAACUACAAGUUUUCAUCACAGAUCAGUGAGAGAAGAGCACAAUUUCAAGGCACAGUUUCCCGGAGCCAGCGUACACCCCCCGCCCCUCCGCGCGGAGCCUGCGCGGGCCGCGCCUGGCAGGUGCACAGCGGCAGCGGCGGUGGCCCCGCAGGGCCCGCAGGUGGGGACGCGCCGCGGGGGCCGCCCCGGGGAGCCAGCGGCCCACGUGAGGGAAAGAAGUUUUUCCUUCCCUCCCCUCGCCUUCGAUACCGACAGGGGUUAAAGAAUAGCACCAGCCACGGUUCUGAAAGGCGGCCGAGGCUGAGUGAAACCGGCCUCGUUCCGCGGAGGUCAUCAUCCACCGCGGCUCUGGUGGCUCCGCUGGGCACCGCAGCCAGCCAGAGCGAGCUGCAACACACCGCGCGUGAGAGCGAUACACCGCUCCGGGCUCGGGACGGCCAGAUGCCACAUCCCCACGCCACAAAACUGCCCCUGGGUCAAGUCCGGAGCGCGGGACCGAAAGCCACCCCUGGAAGAAAAGCCUGA
This is a messenger RNA of Camarhynchus parvulus, 681 nucleotides long. RefSeq lists its product as uncharacterized. The coding region runs from base 1 to 681 and encodes 226 amino acids. The record is from RefSeq and is a predicted model, not a curated record. The transcript is spliced from 3 exons. Lineage: Eukaryota; Metazoa; Chordata; Aves; Passeriformes; Thraupidae.